Molecule: messenger RNA, 1167 nt
Organism: Echinops telfairi (small Madagascar hedgehog)
Lineage: Eukaryota; Metazoa; Chordata; Mammalia; Afrosoricida; Tenrecidae
Gene: OVOL1
Product: ovo like transcriptional repressor 1
Exons: 7
Coding region: 1-1137 (378 amino acids)
Biological process (GO): regulation of transcription by RNA polymerase II; epidermal cell differentiation
Cellular component (GO): nucleus
Molecular function (GO): RNA polymerase II cis-regulatory region sequence-specific DNA binding; DNA-binding transcription factor activity, RNA polymerase II-specific
Source: RefSeq, a predicted model, not a curated record
AUGAAAGUGUCCCAGUACAAAGGACUCCUGCGGGGCCCCCAAGUGCUCUGGGACUUCUUGGGCACUGGGGGUCUGCAGACCCGGGUGCAGCUGCGGAGGGUCUGGAGGGCGCAGGGCUCCCAGAGUCGUUCUGGGGUUCUGGCCCGCAGCCCGCAGGGAAGGCGCCGGCUGCGCCCCGCCUCUCGGGAGACAAAGACAACAGUGCCAGAAGUCCCUGAGGGCUUCUGUGGGGAAACUGAGGCAGGAGAGGACCUCAGGAGUCAAGGAAGCCGGCCUGGGCCUUCAGCAGUGGCUUCUCAGCCGGCCGCCCCGGAAGCCGGGGACGGUGGCGUCGGUGCUGGCAGCACCAGGCCUCGCCCGGUCGGUCGCGUGCAGCCAUCGCCCCCAGCACGCGUCCUGAUGACGCACAUGGCCGUGGUGGCGUCGCGGCCAGGCCAGGUCAGCUUCUGCCCGCCGCAGCCCUACCGGGAGCCCGAACCAUCGGUGGCUGACCCCCCCUCCUGCCCCCUGGCUCUGGACAUGAGUCUUCGGGACCCCAGCUACAGUAUGACCCCUGCACCCUGCAUAGUGGCCCAGCUGCCACCUGAGGACACGGGCCACCUCCCAGACGGCCAGGGUAGAGACCACGGCUUCUUGCGCACCAAGAUGAAGGUGACCCUGGGGGACAGUCCCAGUGGGGACCUCUUCACCUGUCACCUGUGCCAGAAGGCCUUCACGUACCAGCGCAUGCUGAACCGCCACAUGAAGUGUCACAGUGAGGUGAAGAGGCACCUGUGCACCUACUGCGGCAAGGGCUUCAACGACACCUUCGACCUCAAGAGACACGUCCGCACCCACACUGGCGUGCGCCCCUACAAGUGCAGCCUGUGUGACAAGGCCUUCACGCAACGCUGCUCCCUGGAGUCCCACCUGAAGAAGAUCCACGGCGUGCAGCAGAAGUACGCCUACAAGGAGCGCCGGGCCAAGCUGUACGUGUGCGAGGAGUGCGGCUGCACGUCGGAGAGCCAGGAGGGCCACGUCCUCCACCUGAAGGAGUACCACCCGGACAGCCCGCUGCUGCGCAAGACCUCCAAGAAGGUGGCCGUGGCCCUGCAGAACACCGUCACCUCCCUGCUGCAGAGCGACCGCCACCUGUGAGCGGCCCCGCCUGCCUGCUGCCCUGCCCGG